This is a messenger RNA of Orcinus orca (killer whale), 2102 nucleotides long. RefSeq names its product potassium two pore domain channel subfamily K member 4 (gene KCNK4). Gene Ontology annotation, biological process: stabilization of membrane potential; potassium ion transmembrane transport. Bases 614 to 1819 code for a protein of 401 amino acids. Gene Ontology annotation, molecular function: potassium ion leak channel activity. Gene Ontology annotation, cellular component: membrane. The transcript has 7 exons. NCBI's taxonomy places the organism in Eukaryota, Metazoa, Chordata, Mammalia, Artiodactyla, Delphinidae. The record is from RefSeq and is a predicted model, not a curated record.
GGGUAAGAGCAGAGAGGAGAUGAGUUCCAGGACCUGCCAGGGCCCUGCUGUUCAGACAGUGGGGGAGGGAGUGCUGGCACCAGCUCCUGGCUGGGGGAUGGGCAUGGAAGUGAGGAACAAAAGAUGGGGAUGCAGGAGGUGCCCCACCUUGAUUUCCCAGAGCUUGGUCCCAACCCUACCUCGGCCAAUUACAGGUUGCCCCAGGGGAUCCCCCACCCCUUUGUCCCCUGGGGUCUCCUCCCUCAUGAGUGCAGAGCCCAAGGGCCAGGCUGUCCCUCGGGGCGGGGAGCUGAGGGCCCUUCCCACCUGGUAGUGGGCCUGGAAGAUGCUGGGAGAUUAGAGUGGAGCCUGUCCGAAGAGGUGAGCCGGCUGAUGUCCAAGUUGGGGCCGUGCCGCUGGCCACGCUGGCUGGCCAACAGGGCAGAACCAGGGCCCCGGUCUGAGACUCCAGGCCUGACCCAACGGCGACCCCUCCCGGGCUCCUCUGCCACUCAUCUCCCGGGACCGGCCAGGAUUGGGGGGCUGGGCAGCCGCAGUGACUGCAGCUCCCCAGGAGCCCCCUGCCCGGCCUCCCCAGACGGGCCGUGGAAUUGGCCGGGUCUCUGGGCGCGCCAUGCGCAGCACCACACUACUGGCACUGUUGGCUGUGGUCCUGCUCUACUUGGUGUCCGGUGCCCUGGUGUUCCAGGCCCUGGAACAGCCCCAUGAGCAGCAGGCCCAAAGGGAGCUGGGGGAGGUCCGAGAGAAGUUCCUGAGGGCCCAUCCAUGUGUGAGCGACCAGGACCUGGGGCUCUUCAUCAAGGAGGUGGCUGAUGCCCUGGGAGGGGGUGCAAACCCUGACACCAACUCAACCAGUAACAGCAACCACUCAGCCUGGGACCUGGGCAGCGCCUUCUUUUUCUCAGGCACCAUCAUCACCACCAUCGGCUAUGGCAACGCGGCCCUGCGCACAGAUGCUGGCCGCCUCUUCUGCAUCUUUUAUGCACUGGUGGGGAUCCCGCUGUUCGGGAUACUGCUGGCAGGGGUCGGGGACCGGCUGGGCUCCUCCCUACGCCGCGGCAUUGGUCACAUCGAAGCCAUCUUCCUGAAGUGGCAGGUGCCACCAGAACUGGUGCGAAUUCUAUCGGCGGUGCUCUUUCUGCUGAUCGGCUGCCUGCUCUUCGUUCUCACGCCCACGUUCGUUUUCUGCUAUGUGGAGGGCUGGAGCAAGCUGGAGGCCAUCUACUUCGUCGUGGUGACGCUCACCACGGUGGGCUUCGGGGACUAUGUGGCCGGAGCCAGCCCCAACCAGAACUCUGCAGCCUACCAGCCGCUGGUGUGGUUCUGGAUCCUACUCGGCCUGGCCUACUUCGCUUCAGUGCUCACCACCAUCGGGAACUGGCUGCGAGUAGUGUCCCGCCGCACUCGGGCAGAGAUGGGCGGCCUCACGGCGCAGGCUGCCAGCUGGACCGGCACGGUGACCGCGCGGGUGACCCAGCGAGUCGGGCCCACGGCACCACCGCCGCCGGAGAAGGAGCGGCCACCCCUGCUUCCGCCGCCGUGCCCAGCGCAGCCCGCCAGCAGACCCCUAUCCCCUGCGGCCCCGGAGAAGACCGAGCCACCCUCUCCGCCCACGCCGCCCACCCCGCCCACGGCCUCCGCGCUGGACUACCCCAGCGAGAAUCUGGCCUUCAUCGACGAGUCCUCGGACACGCAGAGCGAGCGCGGCUGCGCACUGCCCCGCGCUGCACGGGGCAGCCGCCGCCCCCUCAACACCCCCAGGAAGCCCGCGCGGCCCCGCGGCCCGGGGCGCCCCCGGGACAAAGGCGUGCCCGCGUAGGGGCAAGACCCCUGCCCGGGCCUCUCCAAGGGCUCCGUUCUUGCUCUCUCCCCGGCAUGCUCUGCUUGUUUAACCAAAGAGCCCUCUCUCGACCGACCCGGCUGAAACCUGGGGAGGAGGCUACGGCUUGCUUGUCUGCCACUCUCUGCUCCUGGCCCCCUCCUCACUUCAUCCAUUUCCAGAACCCCAAGGCUUUCUGUCUCGUUGUCCGUCUGGGCCUGUCCCUCACAACAUCUCACGACUGUGCCUCAAAGCCUGCAUCAAUAAACGAAAACAGUCUGCA